AUGGAGCAAGAUACCGAGGGCGGUCGUCUCACGCUCAAGGACAUACGACAGGGUGCCUCACGGGCAUGCACUUACGCUAAGAAGAGAGGGAUUGUAACGGACGUAGUAGAUGCUGAGGGAUCCGUGGGCGAUACGGUGUCGGAUUACAUCCAAAGGGUGGAAGCUUUCGCCUCGGAUAAGAAUGAGUUUGGGCCUCGCUGCGCUCGGCCCAGAUGA
Molecule: messenger RNA, 216 nt
Organism: Phytophthora nicotianae INRA-310
Lineage: Eukaryota; Oomycota; Peronosporomycetes; Peronosporales; Peronosporaceae
Exons: 2
Coding region: 1-216 (71 amino acids)
Source: RefSeq, a predicted model, not a curated record